Molecule: messenger RNA, 809 nt
Organism: Rhincodon typus (whale shark)
Lineage: Eukaryota; Metazoa; Chordata; Chondrichthyes; Orectolobiformes; Rhincodontidae
Product: factor in the germline alpha
Exons: 3
Coding region: 150-809 (219 amino acids)
Biological process (GO): developmental process; regulation of transcription by RNA polymerase II
Molecular function (GO): DNA-binding transcription factor activity, RNA polymerase II-specific; RNA polymerase II transcription regulatory region sequence-specific DNA binding; protein dimerization activity
Source: RefSeq, a predicted model, not a curated record
AAGGGUAGAGAAAGGCAUAAGAGGGAUAUAGAGGAGGGAAGGGAGAGAGAGAGGGAAAGAAAAGGAUAGUGAAAGAGGGAGAGAAAUUGGUCUUCUCUAUCAGUUUCUCGGGGAGGCAGGAGAGAGUUUAAAUUGAGGUUACUGAGGCCAUGGAUUGGAAGGAGUGGGAUAUGGAGGAUGAAGAGGAGCUGCAGUUUUAUUUGGAGUUGAGCUGUGAGGAGGACGAGGAGGGGGCUGGGGUCCUCGAGGAAGGGGCUGGGCUCCUCAAGCUGGAGGCAGGCGAACGGCAGCGGCUGACCAGGGACCUCCUGGUGGUACCCGAGCCUGAAAGGAUGAGCCACGUCUUGGAUGAGACCCUGGGCCCAUUACCCAUCCUGGCACCCGUCAGGAAAUUCAAGAGGCAGCCGGCUGGGCACUACGAUGCCAGCACCGAUGUUCAGGACCUGUUUGGCAAGAGGCGGGCAGCCAAUGCCAGGGAGCGACACCGGGUCCAGAGCAUAAAUGGCGGCUUCUCGAAGCUCAAAAGCAUCGUUCCGCUGAUCCGUAAAGACCGGAAACCCAGCAAAGUGCACGUACUGCGGGCUGCGUCGGAAUACAUCCGCCUCCUUCACAACAUUCUGCAGGAACCUGUUGCUGCUGAGGUCCAGAGCAUAAAUGGCGGCUUUUCGAAGCUCAAAAGUAUCGUUCCGCUGAUCCGUAAAGACCGGAAACCCAGCAAAGCGCACGUACUGUGGGCUGCGUUGGAAUACAUCCGCCUCCUUCACAACAUUCUGCAGGAACCUGUUGCUGCUGAGGGAGGGCGAAUGUGA